ACCCGCACACCCACUUAGUUCCAUUAAUAAUAUGGUGAUAACAUAAUGCACUUUUAAAGUAAGAGGAGAAGAAAACUAUGUUUUCUGGGUGACAGCCCGACGUACAUUACAGAGUACCGUUCUGAAGAGUAUUGUCUCCUAAUGAUUAUAAUCCGUUUUGAAUUGCAGUUUGGCUGUAAUUUCAGGGUCCAUGUGGGCCUGCAUGUAUUUUUACCUAAUGAUAGGCCUACACACAAUUCCAAAAGCAUUUGAGUGGACGCUUUUUUAAGUAGGCCUACCUCUGACAAGCGUCUUGAGCAGGAGCACCCGAAAUGGCUGAAUUUAUCCCGUUUUAUCUAAUAAUAAGCUUACAAUGUACAUGAGUACAUGUUUAAGACUUUUCCGAGCAGGGAGACUUACUUUGAAAGCAAUAAACGAAAUUUGUUAACUCAUUCACGUGAGGUGAAAAUAGAAAAGUAACUCUUGAAACUGUUUUUCCCCCCGAAUGAUGACUGAUGCGGUAGCGAACGGAAAGUCCAGGAAUAAAAGAAGUAAGGAUGUUGGCGCUUUUUUAUACACUAGUUUCACAUCUCCGCUGGCAUAGAUCUGGCAUGCUGUAGUUAACCAACGCUGAAUUUUAAUGUGCAGUGCAGUGCAAGCAGUUUGAAAAUCGUGCAUCCAGGCCGUGGUUCUUUCCUGCUUGUUUGUUACGACGGAACAGCCUUUACAAAGUAAAAAUUCAGUGCGAGUGGGAGUUGUCAGUUGAGAGAUUCGUGGACUGUGGACGAUUUUGUCAAGACUUACUUGUGGCCUCUUCCCCCAGCGAGCCGAGAGUUCGAGAUUGCUACACACAGUCUCAUUGGUUGACAUAAUUAACUUUGCCCCCACCAAGCUGGCAGUGGCAAGGCUGGCCAUGGCAGGGCACCAAAGCCUCCCGCCCGUGUACAAGGGCCGCGUGACUCAUGUCAUCGAUCCAAGCAAUUUCUGGAUGAGAAUCGGCAGUGAUUCCAACUUUGAUAACUUUGGACUGUAUCAACGCAAGUUUGACGAGUUUCUCAAUGGUGGAUGUCAGGAGUUUCCGGACAGCAUUGGCAGCCUGGAGCUGGGAGACUGCGUCAUGGUGGCAGAUGCUGAACAUGCCAGUGGAGUUUCUUCAAGCUCAGACAGCGAAAGUGAGCAGAGCCACUGGGAGAGAGCGCAAGUGUUCAGUGUCGACACUGACUCGGGCACAGUGGAUGUUUUCUACAUAGAUCAGGGUUUUACGCAGAUUGUGAAGUUUAGCCGAGUCCGACUGGCCAACCAGGAAAUCUUCCAGUGCUUUCCUCCACAGGCACAUCAUUGUGAGCUGUCUAGCAUUGUACCGUUGUCCAAAGCGUGGACUCGCCGAGCAGUGACUGUGUUUGAGUCGCAGGUGACGGGUCGGGACCUGGUAGUGUGUGUCAGGGCGGCUGUGCAGCCGGAUGGCUACUGCUCUGUGCAGCUCUUUUACAGAUGGAAGGAGUCUGGCCCAUGGCUCUCUGUGGCUUCUCACAUGCUGGAGGAGGAGGUUGCUAUGAGUAGCGGAGGAGAGCUGGAAUACGAUGAAUUACCUGCUCAGUUUGUGGAAGCUGCUCUUCUACAAAUGGAGGAAGAGCAGCAUGCUGUGUGCUCAGAUGCAGAUGGGACACAGGAAGCAGGAUCGGACGUAGAGGUGGACCAGCAGUCGGACCACGAAGCCGGGCGGCUUUCUGUCAGUGAGACGCAGCGAUGUUCUCCACAUGAGGACGUGGGUCAGCCCUCUGUGAACGAAGCAGAGCCUAUGUCAGAAAACAAGAGGAGGCGACCAUUAGAAGCAGAACUUGCAUCAUCAUCACCACCAUCAUCUUCAUCAUCACCACCACCAUCACCCACUGAAGUCUGCUCAGUCCACUCUGAGGGAAGGGAAGAUAGUCGUGUCUCUGAGCCAGAGCUCGGACUGAGGAAGUCCUGUGAUCAGUCAGUGUAUCUGCCGUCGCCUUCAGAGUUUAUGGCCCCACCUCAUCCCGGCACCCAUUCUCCGUGUGAUGUGGCCACUGAGUCUGGUGGCAUUCCAAAGGUUGAUGUGAAGAAUGUGUUCCAGGAAACGAGCCACGUGGAUCUCUGGCAGAUGAAGGAGGACAAAGUAUCAGAGGCGCAGCGCCACGUCAGAUCUCGGCUGGAGCUCGACCUGCAUGAUGGCUCGGAUGUGGAGGAAGAGGGAGGGGACAGUGACACCGAGUACGGUGAGUGGGUAGGGAGGAAAGGUCAACGUUUCGAAGGAGUAUAUCUGAUCUCUUUUUGUCCUCCAAUUGAUGUUUGGAAAGACACCUAG
Aplysia californica (California sea hare) is the source of this 2308-nucleotide messenger RNA. RefSeq lists its product as uncharacterized. The record is from RefSeq and is a predicted model, not a curated record. NCBI's taxonomy places the organism in Eukaryota, Metazoa, Mollusca, Gastropoda, Aplysiida, Aplysiidae. Bases 893 to 2308 code for a protein of 471 amino acids. The transcript is spliced from 11 exons.